AUGGUCGAUUUGUUUUUGUGGAGAGACCCUGAGGAGUUGGACAAGAGAGACAAACUCGAAGACAGAGACCAGCCCCCCCACGCCCACCAAGAAGCAAACAACUGGGCAGCAGCAGCAGCAGCAGACUGGGGCUCGAAGGCCAACGAGUGGACUGGGCCGGGGACUGCAGCAGCAGCAGAAUGGAAUGAUGCUGCAGCAGCACCUGCGGACUGGGGGGCCCCAGCAGCAGCAGCAGCAGCAAAGUGGUAG
Molecule: messenger RNA, 249 nt
Organism: Eimeria necatrix
Lineage: Eukaryota; Apicomplexa; Conoidasida; Eucoccidiorida; Eimeriidae
Product: 40S ribosomal protein S0-A, putative
Exons: 2
Coding region: 1-249 (82 amino acids)
Source: RefSeq, a predicted model, not a curated record